CGGGUUGCUGUCAUUGGAUAAAUAUCUACGGGGUGCCUGGCAGCCGGGCUGAUGUCGUUUCUUUUCCACCUGCGUCUCAUAUCAGCAUUCCUGACUCUGUCCCUUUUUCAUCCCUUUCUUGUUAGGGUGAGAUUACUUUGGGUCUGCUAGAGGGUUGAAUCGCCUACUGGCUUUUUGCUAUAUAUACAGCACUGAGAAUAGGAUUUCAAGGAUACUAUGCGCUUCUUCGAAAAGUCUCCUCCGGAGAUCACUCCAGAGGUGCACGCUACAGAGUCCUCGACCAAAGAAGUCGCGGUGGAAUCCCGCGAUGGCCACGGCAUCUUUUCCGGGUCCGAUCAAUCCCGAUUAAGCUUGGAAGCGCAAAACGAAAAGGAAGUCGAAGCUCAUCCGGAUGAAGUGACCAAGGAUGCUCAGCUGGGGGUGCAGAAAGUCGAAGCUGCCGCCCUGGUCUGGAGUAAGCAGGCUGUCUAUGCGACUUAUGCCUGGAUCUGGGUGUGUUUCUUCCUGUUGGCCCUGAAUUCGUCCAUCAGUGGAACGGUGAUCAACAAGGCCUACGCCGACUUUAUUGCCGCUCCACAGGUCAGCACGGCCAGCAUCCUCUACAGUAUCAUCGGUGGUGUGCUGAAAUUACCGAUCGCGAAAACCCUCAACAUCUGGGGCCGCGCGGAAGGUCUUGUCGUUUGGGUGAUUGUCUACACGCUCGGGUUGAUCAUCCUGGCUGCUUGCGAUGGACCGAAUUCCUACGCCGCAGGCUAUGUGCUCUUCUACGUGGGAUACUCGGGGAUUUAUCUCGUGCUCGACGUGUACAUCGCGGAUACUUCGGGUCUGCAAAACCGAGCGUUCACAUUCGCCUUUGCGAAUACCCCUUUCAUCUGCACGGCCUUUACGGGUCCGUUGGCGGGACAGUCGUUCCUGAAGGUGGCCACUUGGCGAUGGGCCUAUGGUGUCUUUGCCAUUGUCAUGCCCAUUGUCUUUGUACCUUUGGUAGUGGUCCUCAAGUACUACCAGAAAAAGGCAGAAAAGGUGGGCCUGUACAAGCGCGAGCCCAGCGGUCGCACCGCCAUCCAGUCCAUCAUCCACUACACUCACGAAUUCGACCUCAUCGGCGCCUGUCUCCUCAUGGCCGCCUGGGUCCUGCUCCUCCUCCCCUUCAGCCUCCAACAAUACGGCCGCGCCGAAUACAAAAGCGCCAAAUUCAUCGCCAUGAUCGUCAUCGGCUUCUGUCUGCUCUUCGUCUUCGCCGCCUGGGAAAAAUGGUUCACGCGCAAACACUUCGUCCGCUACGAACUCCUCCGCCAACGCACCGUCCUCGGCGCCUGCAUCAUGUCCGCCGUCUCCUACUUCAGCUUCUACUGCUGGGACCUGUACUACUACGACUUCUGCACCGUGGUCUUCAACCUCAGUGUUUCCAUGACCGGCUACAUGACCCAGAUCUACAACGUCGGCUCCUGCUUCUGGGGCGUCAUCUUCGGUCUCUGGAUCCGAUACACCAAACACUUCAAAUACACCUGUCUCUGCUUCGGUCUCCCCCUUCUUAUCCUGGGCGCUGGCCUGAUGGUCCAUUUCCGCGGCCAAGCCCACGGCGAUAUCAACUACGUGAUCAUGUCGCAGAUCUUCAUCGCCUUUGGCGGCGGAACCCUCGUCAUCGGCGACGAUAUGGCCGUCAUGGCUGCUGCGGACCGCGAAGGCGUCCCCAUGAUGCUCUCCCUCAUUGGCCUAUUCUCCAGUCUGGGUGGUGCGAUUGGUUACGCCGUCGCGGCAGCAGUGUAUAGUAAUAUCUUCCCGCAGGCACUGGAGACUCAUCUCCCGGCGGAGAUGAAAGCCAAUGCGACGGCCAUUUAUUUAGGUGGGUAUACCGCGCAGAAAGAGUUUCCGGUUGGGUCGGCUACCAGAGAUGCGAUUAAUUAUGCCUGGGGGCGGAGUCAGAUGUAUGGAUCCAUUGCGGGGACGGCAAUUUUGGUCCUGGGGUUUCCGGCGAUUGCGGUGUGGAAGAAUUAUCGGGUUGAUCGGAAGCAGAAUAAGGGGACGAUGAUUUGAUACCCUCUGGGUGGAAUGUGUGUAGGAUGAGUAUGGGGAGGGUGUUGGGUAUGUGGAUGGACUUGGGUUGGUUUUAUAUCCUGUAUUAGUAUUCACUUGGUUUUGAUUUAUUCAUCUAUCGGUGUUCAG
Molecule: messenger RNA, 2166 nt
Organism: Aspergillus ibericus CBS 121593
Lineage: Eukaryota; Fungi; Ascomycota; Eurotiomycetes; Eurotiales; Aspergillaceae
Gene: sit2
Product: putative siderochrome-iron transporter
Exons: 3
Coding region: 217-2037 (606 amino acids)
Biological process (GO): transmembrane transport
Molecular function (GO): transmembrane transporter activity
Source: RefSeq, a predicted model, not a curated record